AUGCUGCCCAGCGCACCAAAUGAUCGUGAUGGCACCCGCAUCAACGGCCAGAGAUCGGUUGCAGAUGCCUUAGGCACGAACGUUGCUGAUCGCGGUGUAUUCAAUUUUAACUUUUCUGCCAACCAGGCGGUGUCCACGUACACACAGGUCCUCAACGAUUUGGUCAAUUUCAAGCUGCCCGACGUAAACCUUGCCCUUAGAAUUUUGGAUGAUGCAAAAAAAUUGUUAAUGGAUGAGCCGAAUCUGCUACACAUAAAAUCACCGUGCACGGUUGUUGGUGACAUACACGGACAGUUUGAGGAUUUGUUGUUGUUUGCAACACGCGAUAAAAAGUUUGUCUUUCUGGGUGAUUACGUGGACCGGGGCACAUCCUCCGUUGAGGUCGUUCUGUUUCUCUGCCUCAAGAAGAUUUUGCACGGCAACGUGUACCUGCUGAAGGGCAACCAUGAGAUGGCGAACCAGAACGAGACGUACGGAUUUAAGAGCGAGUGCCUGCUUAAAUACGACAUUUCGUUCUACAGAAGAGUUAAUGAGCUAUUUGAGGUGAUGGGCAUAGCAGCGAUCGUGGACAGAACGUACUUUCUUGUGCACGGCGGCAUCUCGCCAUACAUCAGCGAUGUACGAAGCAUUAUGUUCCUCGAUAGAACGGACUUCAGCAGCUUUCUGCCGCUCCUGUGGAGCGAUCCGCAGGAGGAAGAUGGGUACAGAGCGAGUCCUCGCGGAGCCGGCUAUCUCUUUGGGCCCGAUGUUUUAAACAGGUUCCUUGAUGAUAAUCAGCUAUCGUACGUGAUUCGAUCUCAUCAGCUGGUCAUGGAGGGCCACAAAAUCAUGGGAAGGUGCAUUUUCGUGUGGUCGGCACCCAACUAUUGCAAUGCCAUGGGCAAUGCGGCAUCGAUAAUGAACAUAAAUGGAAAGGACUUCGAUUUUUUUACGUUUACUGCCGCUGCCAGAAACGAGCAAAUGGCUGGCAAACAGAGGGAACCACAGAUGUAGCGCAAGAAGGAUCAGAUGCCGUAAAUGAAGAAAACACUUUUGAUGAGACAGAGAUGCGCACCUCUCCACGGACAGCAUUGGUAGAUCAUGAUGCACCUGCGGAGCGUAUCAAAUGUUGAACGGCAUGCAUGCCACCGCUGCACUGCUCUUUCAGCAUGGCGAUGUGUUUGCCCGCAACAAUGCCACCACGGACCGUACGUCCGGAUUGUAAUCGUGCACAGGUUCAGGGCACAUAAACAUUUAUUCCUCAAUUGCAGUAGAAAAGUGCUUUGAUUUAAGGUACAGGAUCAGAAACAUCCCUACAGUGCUACCCUACACGUUCAAGCUAUCAGUAUUUUGAUUGGUCAUCAUUUGGUGUGAAUUAUUCUUGAACGUAGAACACUUCAAUACCAUUAAAACACCUCCUCUGCACCGCUCCAUACUCACAGGCGAAUCACCAACGAACUGCUGCUGACCGUGAAGUAGAGAAUAGCUGGUUCAGAAAGUACAGAGCAUCUACGGUAUCACCGGUUCCUGUGGUCUUAAAAUGCACCUCAUUAAUAUUUGUGAUCGCUAAAAUCAUUUCUUCUCGUACAGCAUUAAAAUCACCAGCUUAGAAAACACCUGUAAUUCAAUUCGGCACCUCGUUCAGGCAGGAAAGAGGUUCUGUACGGGCACCUUUCCUGUGGUAGGUAAGCACAGUUACAAUCUUUGAGCACUUCCAACCGCUAUCCUUUCAUUCCACGAUGCAAGGAUAGCGGUUUGAAGUGCAGUAACGUGGGGAUGUACGAAUUAUGUGCAGUGUUUUGCGUUGCUGUAGGUACAUUUGGGUAAGCUUACAUUGCUUGUCGUGCGAUAGGUCUAUGGUGUGAACUGUUCGUUACCUUUGACUUUUGGCUUGAUCACAGUAGUAUGGAGGAUUAGAGAGGCGUGUUUGAGGUGGAGUUGGGCGUGAGUACCAAAAAAUGCGUUUUAGAAAAGAAUACCUGUCCCAGUACAAUACAUGAAUCAAAUUUACCUAUGUCACAGUUUCUUGGUAUGUGUUUUUUACCAAAUUAGUAUUUCUUGGGUAACUCGGAUGAAAUACACUGCUUACGAGUUAUUUAAGAUACAAAUACAAUUUUUACCGUUUUAUUUGAGCACUGUUCAGCGGUUCGGUAUAGUUCAUCAUUUUUAUUCUUCAGUUGUGUUUGAACUGCAGGCAUGUCCAUGUAUUUUAACCCACACGCUAAUGCCUAGCUGCAGGCAUGUCCAUGUAUUUUAACCCACACGCUAAUGCCUAGAACAUGGCAAGGCAGGAUCAAAUGACUUGUGUGUGAAAACCACCAAUCAGCACUAUUUGGUAGUGAUAAUAGAGAACAUGGCAGAGAAAAGCGUAGUUUACAACAAUUUACGGUGUUAUCGUGCCGGAUUGCGGAAGCCAUCAGAGGAUUGUUUUUCUGACCGUAACACCGGCAUUUAUUGCCAGUUCUUGGCCGCGAUUGCUGCUCAGGAUGGAAAGCGUUAAUUAAAUUAUCGCGAGGAAAGGCAGUGUCAGCGGCUAUCGACCUUCAGCAGCAGAACGCUUCACAGCACUUUGCGAAUUAAAACUGCUCCGUGAUAUUUUCUAUCAUUGGUACGUUAUUGCCGCUUAACUCGUUGUUACUUUGAAACAGUAUAACUAAUCACAACACUUCGUCACACAUUUUUUACUUUUAAGAACACACGCGAAACGAAACAUGCACUUCUUUUCAUUUUUUGUGCUGCUAUGUGCCAAGCCGGACCGUAACAUGGAGGAAGCAGAAAAUGAACUGAUAAAGAAAACAAAUGAACAUCAAAGUGAUGAUGCUGAGAAGGAUUGCCCAAAAAUACCCGGAAGUGUGAGGGACAAUUUGAAUAAUAUGAACAAGUGCAGGAGCAAGCUUGAUAAGAAGGAUAGCAACCUAAAACCACGGAAAACCAAGAUUUAUGGCGGGUCCUUCAUAUUUUAGCCGAGUCUCUGCUGUGUAUGUUAGAAAUAAAAUAAAUUUUUGCG
Messenger RNA from Vavraia culicis subsp. floridensis, 2986 nucleotides. RefSeq lists its product as uncharacterized. The coding region runs from base 1 to 993 and encodes 330 amino acids. Gene Ontology annotation, cellular component: FAR/SIP/STRIPAK complex. NCBI's taxonomy places the organism in Eukaryota, Fungi, Microsporidia, Pleistophoridae. The transcript has a single exon. Gene Ontology annotation, molecular function: protein serine/threonine phosphatase activity. The record is from RefSeq and is a predicted model, not a curated record. Gene Ontology annotation, biological process: peptidyl-serine dephosphorylation.